AUGGAUAACAUCAGUAAUCGUGCGGUUAUCCGCUACCUCGGUCUCCAGGGCUUGACACCCAAGGAGAUCCAUGAAGACAUGGUGGUUACACUAGGGGAGGAUGCCCCUUUAUACAGCAUGGUGAAGAAGUGGGCUGCUGAAUUCAAACGUAGCAGAGAGCGUCUGGAAGACGACCCCCGUCCGGGAAGGCCAAUGACCGUCAGCACACAGGAUACCAUUGCCAAGAUUCAUGAGAUCAUCAUGGCAGACAGACGAGUAAUGGAGCGUUACAUUGGGUAUCUCCCAGGAAGGCGUCCAUGCAGUUAUCCACAACGAAAUUCAAAUGUCCAAGAGACGAAGCAACAAUCGAAGCAGUGGAAUCACUCAGGUUCUCCGCCUCCCAAGAAAGCCAAGACUGUGAUAAUGAUGGCCUCCUUUUUCUGGGAUGCAGAAGGAGUGCUCGUGGUGGACUACCUAGACAAGGCUUUGGUUGACACUUUGACACUGGUGACACCAAGCAUGCAGCUGCACUAG
Messenger RNA from Gigantopelta aegis, 513 nucleotides. RefSeq lists its product as uncharacterized. The record is from RefSeq and is a predicted model, not a curated record. The coding region runs from base 1 to 513 and encodes 170 amino acids. Lineage: Eukaryota; Metazoa; Mollusca; Gastropoda; Neomphalida; Peltospiridae. The transcript has 2 exons.